GUCAACUCACGAGUCGGCCUAUACGCUUACCUGAACGCGGCCCUGUGUGCCAGGCCGUUGACAGACGACAUGUCGCUAUUCAACCAUCUUCACGCCAAAUAUCAAAACGACACGCAGUCUUUGGUUUCGGAUUUGACUACUGCCUCUUUCGAUGUACUUGCGAACGCCCUACAGCAACGUCGAUCACCAAACCACAUCCUCUGUUAUCGCUCCUUCAUUGCCAACAAGUUGCCUAUGCUGAUAGCGACUCUAUCUGGAUCUUUCCCGCCGAUGACUGCUCAGAUUGCUAUCCAGAUGGCGUUGGGCAGAAUUGACGUUCACCCGUUCCCGCCAUUGUCCACAGACGACGACAAGACCAACAACGAGACACUCAAGAAAAGUCGGCAAGAAUUUGUGCAAGCCUGCAUCCUGUUCCAACUUGGCAACGAGCAGGCCUUCUACUCUGUCAUGGGUGAGCCACCUGCUCCGGUCUCUCCGCGUGUGAUUAGGUACAAUAGACAGUCUUUGGCCCAGCAGUGUUUUGCCAAUGUACACCGUGUCGAGGAACUAGCUCGCGAGCUUGAGAGUAUGAAUGGUAAUGCAGGGGCAAUUGCGGGUGCCUUGGUCGACACAGUGCAGCACUUUUACUCUUCGAAGGACACAAUGUCUUUGCGAACACUUUGCAACAUCCUCUCCCGUCGUCUGCCUUUGAUGGACAUCAUUCUUCAAUACUCGCAGCCUGCCGAUUUGCUUUCCCCGCUGUGCAGCUUACUCAAUGAAUGGACACACGACGAAGAUCAGAGUGAAUUUCAACCACCUUAUGAGGAGUUCGCUUCGGUCUUGUUGCUCAUACUGGCAACGAUGCAUCGAUACGAGCUGACAGAAUCUGAAAUUGGAUCGUUCGCUUCCGAUUCGUUCAUCAUCAAGCUUCUCAACAACUUUUCCACCAGCAUGCCUGUCAGCGCGCUUGAUCAUGAUCAGCACAAGCAAUUCACAAAGUGGGUUCAAGGCUUGUACGCGACCGAUGAGCAAGGCGAAACGAGCGGUAUCAGCGAUGAGACCAUGUCGCACUGUCCACCUCAGUCAUUCUAUUUACUUGUGCCAACGCUGUUCGAGCAGAGUGUUCAGGCAUGCAAGCUUCUUGUCCUCAACAUGAACACCUUGAAAGGCGGACUUGAGUUUUUAUUGGAACCGUUCCUGCUCCCUUCGCUCAUCUGUGGACUGAGUUGGGUCACGAAGCACUCAUGGGAGGACCAUGGUGACACUGAGAUCCUGCUUCAGAUGCUCCGAAAGCUACUUCAGCCAGAUUCAAUCUCCGGAGAUGCUCAAGCAAUGCAUCAAACCAUACUUGGAAUGAUCGCACGACCGCUGGCUAUGUCUUUGCAGGCUCUACAGCGGAGACAGCCAAAGCGCAAGGACGUCGUUCCUCUGAUUGAUGUUCUAGGACCCUAUGUCGAAAGCCAAAGAUCGGGUAAGUGCAGUGCUGCCGAGAUCAAUGAGUGGUCAACUACGGCGGACGGUGGCUUGCGCGCCGUUGUUCGCAACACCAUUCGCGGUCUAGUCCGAUGGUCGUCUCAGGCUAGCAUCAAUUCCUUGCCUUACAACUACACUCACAAAACCAUGAUCGCCACUCUUGAGAUUCUUGGCGCAGACGAAGUUCUGGCUGUUAUAUUGGAUGAGCUGAAGUCUCAAACACUAAACGGAUCAGGCUCGGCAGCACUCGAGAUUGCCACCACUAUCGUCUGUGCACCUUUGCCAGUGCCUGCGCUUUCUCAGGCCAAUGCUCUCAUGCAGUUCGAUCAGAGUGCGCCUGCACCUGUUAAUCAACGACGCACGCUACGUCAAGCUCUGCAGGCGCAACUUGGUGAACCCAAAGCGCUGUUGAUUAUGGACACUGAGCGUGUUGAAGCAUUAGUGAGGCUUGGCCGACGUGUUGAAGCACAGCUUGUUAUU
This is a messenger RNA of Aureobasidium pullulans EXF-150, 1932 nucleotides long. Its product is annotated as mediator complex, subunit Med5. Gene Ontology annotation, molecular function: transcription coregulator activity. Gene Ontology annotation, cellular component: mediator complex. The annotation marks the transcript as partial. Lineage: Eukaryota; Fungi; Ascomycota; Dothideomycetes; Dothideales; Saccotheciaceae. The record is from RefSeq and is a predicted model, not a curated record. Gene Ontology annotation, biological process: regulation of transcription by RNA polymerase II. The transcript has a single exon.